GAGAAAACAGAACAUGAUUCAAGUGCUGAUACUUCUUCUGCUGCAGCAGGCAGAGAAAGUGAGUGCUGCCUGGUCGGUGACCUUUGAGAACCCAAACAUUUGUGCUUUGAGGGGGUCUUCGGUGGAGUUCAGGUGUUCGUACAGCUACCCAGAAGAGGAAUCCGUCAGAGAGACGGCAUGGUACAGAGGAAUGAAUCAAAAUGGCGUCUGGGAACGCUUCAGGCUUUCAGACCUUCCGUCAUAUAAUGGACGAUUUGAGUAUCAAGGCGAUCAUGCACACAACUGCAGCCUGGUUUUACGUGACCUGCAGGAGAACGACACUGGAUAUUACUACUUCUGGUUUGACACAGAUAAGUUUGGACGGCGCAGUAAGACGUCAGUGUUUCUCUCUGUCACAGGGCUGAAAGCCAGCGUACGCCCCGACAGAGCGAGACUCGGAGACACCGUGACCCUGGACUGUCAGACAGAGUGCCAAAUCGCCAAAAUAAUCUGGUUCAGAGACGAACAUCCGGUGGCAGAAUCAACGUUUCAGGCUCGGACUACAGAUACCGGAAACUAUUCAUGUGCUUUUGAGGGGCUAAAAUCCUCGCAAUCAAAUCCUGUGGCUCUGGAUGUUUGGUAUCCUCCGCUGAACGUGUCCGUUGAGGUGAUCCGCUCUGACCCUCUGCUGGUCGGCAGCAGCGUGACUUUGACCUGCAGAGGUUCUGCCAGCCCUGCUGCAAUUACUUACACCUGGUGGUACAGCAGUGACGUCUCCAACUCCAGCACCGAGCUGCAGGUGGGCUCAGGGCAGGUGCUGAGCAUUUCCCCCGCUGAGUUGACCCACACUGGGACGUACAUCUGCCAGGCCCAGAACCGCGCGGGCCAGAGCCGUUCAGCUGAGCUGCUGCUGGCGGUGGAAGAAACGGGUUUUUUUCCCCCAGUUCAUCCUUUAAUUGUCCUUGGAAUUGGAAUCAAAGCGAUUAUUCUGCUUGUGCUGCCACCGAUUCUCAUCUGGGUCUGGAAGCGUCGGUCUCAUUCUGAUGCAAAGAACGAAGAGAAUACCAGCAAUGACUAUGAAAAUGUGAUUUUUGGAUGAAAGAACAACUGCUCUAAAAUCCCUGGCAUGAGCAAGGAAACAAAGGGAAGGAAUCAAAGUAACUUUGGCUGCCAAGUCUCAACACGUGGACAGAAAAUGCUUCCUGAUACUUAUCUAAGCUGCAUGGACGACCUGCAGUGUCAUUUUAUGUUUUCUGUGCAACAUUGAAUGGACUUUGAACGUAGAAUGGAUAUUUGUUAUUUCAAACAAUACUGAUGUUUUUUAUGUAAGUUGGUUAUUUGUACGUUAAUUCAAACAUUGGUUUCUGCUGCAGUCAUUGUUCAGUUUUAAGAUACGCUACACUGCCCCCUUGUGUUUGAAUUAAUGUCUGCAUAUCCCAGCAAGCAUAAAAAUGUUCUGUCACUUUGCCAACUAUUAUGUGUUCUCCUAUAGAAAUAUUUAGGAAAUUUGUCCAGUGGUCUCGAUUAGACCCGAUAAGGUUUAUCUUUUAUUAUAGUUUGUUUUUAAUGAUAACUGACAUUUUAUAGCUUCACAAAUGUGUGGUUUUUUUAACGCACAUAACUUUCACACCUUUAAUUUUUAUUUUAAAUUUAUUUGACAAGUUGUACUUUCCAUAAUGUGCGACUGGAUCUCAAAGAUUAAAAUGAGAAUUUACUGCCUGGAAAAGAGAGAAACGGAAAAAAAAAUAAUAAUAAUAUAACUUCCUUCACACACAAAAAAGAGAGCACCUUACAUAAUCAGUCUUGGUUGAAAAGGCCUCUUGUAAAAAUAAACUGAGACUAAAAUCUCCAACUGCAUCCUGUAGCUGAUUGGGUGGGACGCAGGUUUUCAUCCUCGCCCUGCUUUUCUGUUUUCUGUCAUCAUUAUUACACUAAACACGAAACAUCAAGUUUUCAGUAAGAGCCUCUUCAGAAAAUUGAAAAUAGCUUUCUUAUACAAGUCAUGUCAUUCGUGGUCUGGAGGACUUCCUGUAUUCACAUCUGUUUUUUGCAACACUUCCUUCACAAUACCCAUGUAUUAGAUCACUGGGAAUAUUAAAACUCAUUUUAU
Gambusia affinis (western mosquitofish) is the source of this 2089-nucleotide messenger RNA. RefSeq names its product hemicentin-1-like. The transcript is spliced from 8 exons. The record is from RefSeq and is a predicted model, not a curated record. Bases 14 to 1078 code for a protein of 354 amino acids. Lineage: Eukaryota; Metazoa; Chordata; Actinopteri; Cyprinodontiformes; Poeciliidae.